GGAGAUGGGGACGUGGUCGCCGGCGGAGUUCGUGUGCCCGAUCUCGAUGACGCGCAUGCAGGACCCGGUGACGGCGCCCAGCGGCGUCACCUACGAGCGCGGCGCCAUCGAGCGCUGGCUCGCCGCCGGCCACACCACCUGCCCCGUCUCCGGCCACGGCCCGCUCUCCCUCGCCGACCUCGUCCCCAACCUCACCCUCCAACGCCUCAUCCUCUCCUGGAAGCCCAGCCAUGCCGCUCCGCCGCCUAAUCCGCUCGCCAAGCUCGUCCAGAAGGUCAUGGCCACCGAAGACGCUGACGUGCUACGGGAGGCGGCGGCCAUGGCGGCAGCGGAUGCCCGCGCGCGGCGACGCAUGCUCCAAUGCCAAGGCGUCUCGCUGCUCCCUCGCGUGCUCCGUCUGUUGGUGUCCGCCGGGGCCGGAAAUGUUAGCACAGGCUCUCCAACAGAGAAGAAGAACUUCUUCUUCUUCUCGGCGGCGUGCCUGGCUCUCGUGGACGCGCUGGGCGUGUCCGCGGACGAGAUCCGGCCGCUGCUCGAGGCCGAGCCCGACGUCCUCAGCGUCGGCCUCGUCGACGCGCUCACGGGCGUGCUGCUGGUCACGCUCGAAGAAGAAGAGAAGGUGACGUCAGCGAGGCAGCGAGCGGCGAGGCUGAUGGAGUCCGUGACGGCUGCGGCCACCCGUGCGCUCCUGGAACUCCUUCGUCUCCACCUCCGGCCAGAUCUCUUCCGCGCCCUCAAGACCGUGCUCCGUGACCGCGACCAAGGCACGACGCGAGCGGCGCUCCAGACGGUCCUCAACCUGCGCGCCGCGAGGUGCGACUUCCGCCUGGCCGCGGAAUCCGGCUUCGUCCACGAGCUCAUCGAGCUCAUCAAGAUCAAGCUCUCGGCCGGCAACAAUGGCGACGGCAUCGGCAGCGGCCAUGGCGACGCGACUAUGACGAGGGAUCUGGCGAUGGAGGUGCUGUCCAUGGUGUGCGGGAGGAGCGCGGAGGCGCGGGCGGCGGUGGCGGGGCACGCUGCGGGGAUCGCGGCGGUGGCGAGGCACGUCCGAGCCAGGGGGUGCUCCCCGGCGGCGGUGCGCGUGCUGGCGAGCGUGUGCGGGAGCGGGGCGGCGCCGGAGACGGUGCGGGAGAUGGCGCGCGUGGGGGCCGUGGGGAAGCUCUGCUGCGUGCUCCAGAGCCCCGAGUGCCACCCCUGGACCAAGGAGAUGGCCACGCGCGUGCUCAGGCUGCACGCCGAGGAAUGGGCCAGGUCGCCCUGCGUCCGCUCUGACAUGCUCUACAGGUGCCUCUAG
Brachypodium distachyon (stiff brome) is the source of this 1294-nucleotide messenger RNA. Its product is annotated as E3 ubiquitin-protein ligase PUB23. Lineage: Eukaryota; Viridiplantae; Streptophyta; Magnoliopsida; Poales; Poaceae. The record is from RefSeq and is a predicted model, not a curated record. The transcript has a single exon. The coding region runs from base 5 to 1294 and encodes 429 amino acids. Gene Ontology annotation, molecular function: ubiquitin protein ligase activity. Gene Ontology annotation, biological process: protein ubiquitination.